Molecule: messenger RNA, 4860 nt
Organism: Anopheles bellator
Lineage: Eukaryota; Metazoa; Arthropoda; Insecta; Diptera; Culicidae
Gene: Fur1
Product: furin-like protease 1, isoforms 1/1-X/2
Exons: 13
Coding region: 1-4749 (1582 amino acids)
Biological process (GO): peptide hormone processing
Cellular component (GO): trans-Golgi network; Golgi membrane
Molecular function (GO): serine-type endopeptidase activity
Source: RefSeq, a predicted model, not a curated record
AUGACUAAAGUGCGGGGGACUUCGCGAAAGUUGGUACUGCAAUGUCGUGAACCGGACCAGUGUAGUGUCACGGAGCUUGCCCUGCCCGCCUGCUCCACGCUGCUAACCUCCGAUGAGGUGCACGACAACACUACUAGCCACGGGGAUGCGCGGCGGCUGUCAUCGUCGUCGUCGUCGAUGAAGCAACGGAAUGAUGUUCCCCAGUGCAGCACAAUGCCGCCUACGGACUGCCAAUCGGUGUCUGCGGCGUCGGACCUCUGGUGGCCAGAAAUGGUAGCAACAACUAGUGAGGCCGUGGUACCUCCUGCCGGAACUGGUGAUGGAAGUGGUACCAGCAGGUUCCAACGAUGGUGCCGACAGCCUCGGCGGACUGGAGUCACCGGCAGCGGGCUGUGGCGUAGCCUCUUCCAGCAACAGUUAGUGCUAGUGUUAACGAUAGUAGUAUUAGUAUUCAGCGGUAUCGAUUCCGUGGUUCACUGUGAUGAGAACGUGACGGGUGGUGGAGUCGUGAGUGAAAGUGUGCGUGGCUCGAAAGCAGGUGUCAGCGACGACGACGAUGAAGGCGAGACGUCAUUCGCUGUCAACGUCAUCGACGAUGGGCUCGACGGUGCCAGCCAUUUCACCCAUCACUGGGCUGUGCACAUACCGGACGGUGAUGGUUCGGAUCUGGCCGAUCGGGUGGCCGCAGAGCACGGGUUCAUCAAUCGUGGCAAGAUUUUUCACGACCACUAUCACUUCGAGCACGGCCGGCUGCACAAACGCUCGCUGAGCCCCUCGAAGCCUCACCAGCGGCGGCUGGAGACUGAUCAGCGCGUACGAUGGGCCCGGCAGCAGCGGGCCAAAUCGCGCCAGAAGCGGGACUAUCGCCCGCUAGGGAAGCUCCCGUACCAGCUGUCCUUUCUGCUGAACGAUCCGAAGUGGCCCGAAAUGUGGUACCUGAACCGGGGCAACGGACUGGACAUGAACGUGAUUCCGGCGUGGAAGGAGGGCGUUACGGGGAAGGGUGUCGUGGUGACGAUUCUGGACGACGGGCUGGAAUCGGAUCAUCCCGAUCUGGAGCACAACUACGAUCCGAAAGCCUCGUACGAUGUGAACAGCUCCGACAACGAUCCGAUGCCACACUACGACCUGACCGACUCGAACCGCCACGGAACGCGGUGCGCCGGGGAGGUGGCGGCCACGGCCAACAACUCCAAGUGCGCCGUCGGCAUCGCGUUCGGGGCCCGCGUCGGCGGGGUGCGUAUGCUGGACGGCGACGUGACCGACAUCGUGGAGGCCCGGUCGCUGGGCUACAACUCGCAGCACAUCGACAUCUACAGCGCAUCCUGGGGACCGGACGAUGACGGCAAAACGGUGGACGGGCCGGGUGAGCUGGCGACGCGCGCCUUCAUCGAGGGCGUCCGCAACGGGCGGGGCGGCAAGGGCUCCAUUUUCAUCUGGGCCUCGGGCAACGGUGGCCGCGAGCACGACAACUGCAACUGCGACGGCUACACCAACUCCAUCUGGACGCUCUCGAUAUCGUCCGCCUCGCAGGAGGGUCUGGUGCCUUGGUUUUCGGAAAUGUGCAGCUCGACGCUGGCCACGACGUACAGCAGCGGAAACACCAACGAGAAGCAGGUGAUCACCACGGACCUGCACCACACCUGCACGUCGUCCCACACGGGCACCUCAGCGUCCGCUCCGCUCGCGGCCGGCAUAGCCGCGCUGGUGCUGGAAGCGAACCGGAAUCUGACCUGGCGCGACCUGCAGCACAUCGUCGUCCGCACGGCCAAGCCCGGCAAUCUGAGCGAUCCGAACUGGUCGGUGAACGGUGUCGGCCGGCGGGUGUCCCACUCGUUCGGCUACGGGCUGAUGGAUGCGGCCGCCAUGGUCCGGGUGGCACGCAACUGGAAAACCGUCCCGGAGCAGCAGGUCUGCGAGAUCAACGCACGGCAUCUGGACAAACAAAUACCUCCUCGCACCAAAGUCACGCUACAGCUAAUCGUGGAGCACUGCAUGGGCGUCAACUAUCUGGAGCACGUGCAGGCCAAAAUCACACUUACCUCGCAGCGGCGCGGCGAUAUCCAGAUCUUCCUGACGUCACCAUCGGGCACGCGGGUCACGCUGCUCACGCCGAGAUCGCACGAUUUGUCUCGGUCCGGGUUCAAUCAGUGGCCGUUUAUGUCGGUGCACACGUGGGGUGAAGCGCCCCACGGUACCUGGCAGCUGGAGAUCCAUAAUGAAGGCCGUUUGUUAGGAUACUCGGUGAUACGCGGUUGGUCGUUGCUGCUGUACGGCACGAGCGUACCGCCCGACCCGACCGAUCCACCGAAUGUGCCGAGAGCCUUCUCGACACCUCCACCACCGUUGCCCCCGAUUCUGCCACCGUCCGGUUUCAACAGUUACACCGUCAGUGGGGCCUCGAAGAACUACUACUCGUCCGCCGUCGGUGGCACGUCCGUCGUCUCCUCGUCUUCCCCAUCGUCUUCAUCGGCCGCCGGUGCAAAACCGAACCGCAAACAGCAACAGCAGCAGCUCCAGUACCCGGGCCAGUACGGCGCUGGGCCAGUCGGACCCGGAACGUCCUCGAUUACCGUGCAGUACGGCAUGACACCGGCUUACGGCAGUAGUAACAGCAACAGUAACCGUGGCAAGGGCAAGAACAACAAGAAUAAAUCGAACAAAAACUCCUCGAAAGCAACAACUGCACGGCCGUCCUCGCCGGGGGCGGUGGACGGCAACAGCCAUCAGCAACAGCAAUCGCCACAAUCGAGUAUGAACAUGUACCUCAACAAUUAUGGGCCAGCCAACGGUGCGGGGCGAAAAAAUCCUUCCUCCACGAAGCAGAAGCCACCUCUGCCGCCGCCGCUGCAGGCCAUAAGCUACGGCAAAGGAGACAAGUACCACGCGGCCAGCUCCAGCCUGCAGGACAAACAGAUUGCCAUCAAGGCCCCGAAGCAGGUGAAGCAACCGAGCGGCGGCGGGUACGGCUCGACCUCAAAGUCAUCCUCACCGGGUGGCUCCCCGUCGUCGCUGGGUGGCACAGGAAGAAAAACCGCAACCACUUCCGCUGACCUGGCCUCCGCAGGUGCCGUUGGUAGCACCGCGGGCGUCGGAUUAACCACACUGUCAUCUUCGACUACCGUGCACCAGCCGGCACCACCGGCGCCACCGGUCACGCCCGUUAGCCCGUCGUUUAACGACCGCUACCCAGCGGCGUCCUCCAUCAACGCACGCAUCCCGAAGGUGUUCCAACAGUACGACAAAGUACAGCAGUUCUAUCCGGAGCUCCUGCCGUACUCGUCGGUGCGCGAUGAGCAUCCGCUCCCGCCGCCACUGGUGGUGAAGCUGCCCAAUCCAGCAGCCCCUGCGGCCACCGGUAACGUCCAAUCGGUUGCCAGUAAAUCCCCGGGAGGGGGGCCAUCAUCGAAACAGUCGGGCGGAACGGCAGGCUUCAUACUGCCGGUGGCCCCGGUCGCCUCGCUGGGCAAACCGUCGCGGGCGAACGCCAAAAUCUUCUUCCCCGAUUCCGACAUCAUCGACGCGAUCCCGCGCAAGAUCUCGUCCAGCCUGCAACCGAUGCCGCCGUCGUACGUGUCGUCGCCGUACCUGCCGAGCCGCACGCAGAGCUCCUUCAUCUCGUCCUCCAACGACCAGCGACACGGCAAGGCACAAAUCACCCAGUGGGACCUCAUCUUCUACGGCACGGAAACGCCCGUCCAACCGAACGAUCCGGUCCGCUUCGGGAAGCCAGGCUACGACAGUAACUUUGGUGGCGAGAUGGAGCAUAACGCGCUGGAGUUUGACAGUGGCGUCACCAGUGAUCAGUGGAGGGAUAUGCAGCAGAUUGGCGAGGGACACGGCGAGGUCCAGCGGACGGCUUCGAAUGACGUGACGGCAGUAUCCUGCGCCCGCUUCGUCGACGCGGCCAGCUGCAUAGCUUGCAAGCCCCAGUCGUACCUGUACAAAGGACGCUGCUACCUUCGGUGUCCUCCAGGGACGUUUUCUUCCGUGCCACCACAACAACCGAGCGCCGCGGACGACGAUGAGAGGCCAACGAACAUCCAGCAACAACCGCUGCCGGCGACUUCUCUACGCAAACGACGCCGCCAACAACAGCCGCAACAGGUGUUCGACGAAGCUUCGCCGUUCCAGGCGAUUGGGAAGGAAGCUUCCGCUUCCCCAUCGAAUCGAUCUUCCGACGCGGCCGACUGCCUCCAGUGCCAUACCACGUGCCUCAAGUGUUCCGGUCCCGGGCCAACCGAGUGUGUCGAGUGUCAGGCAGCUUUUCGCUUCGAGCCAGCGGCGAACGGAACGCGGAACGGCAGCAACGCGAUCUGUGUGUCAAUCAACGCAAAACGUCCAUCGUCGGCCGAAAGUGGCGGCCGUCUGAAAGGACUCGUGCGACCGGGAACUUCGCCGCCGGCGGCCACAUCACCUGAUGCCGGAGCGAGCAGCGGCAAGCCGUCAUCCUACUUUGUGCCGCUCCUCUUCCUGGGGCUGGUGCUGACCGGAGCCUUCGGUGUAAUUUACUUGCUGUGGCUCCGCUGCUUCCAAGGAUCACCCGGCGGGGGUAGCAGCAUGCUCGAGGAGCUCACCAGUGCGGCCGACGGUGGUAGCUCCGGGUUGGCCAGCAUACGUUACGAUCGCGUGCAAACCAACGAGGACGAUGACGAUGACAACGAACAGGAGGUGGACAGUGGGGCCAGCAGCGGGGACGACGAUAUGUUUUCCAUUUCCACGGAAAUCAUUGCACCGAUCGAGCGGUAGAUCGGUAACGGGGCCAGUAAACUUGAGCCAACGACGAACAUUGUGAACACAUUUUAGGGGCAGCUAGUAGUUUUUUGAAGAAGCAAUAUCCGCAUUAACACUGUAUGUUGA